GAAGGGAGGGGAGUGUUCAGCUCUGCAGGCUGUACCCGACCACCUGAGGAGGGGCUCUUCACCCCUUACAUCCUCAGAAGCUUAAGGAGCUCGGGCCACUGUCCUGAGCUGACAGGUCAGGACUGGCAAAGGGAGGCACUAUUUAGUACUGAGUAAGCGUGUGUCUGUCCUUUCUGCUUACGUGGUGACCCACGUGCGGGGAGGAGCUGACACGCAGGGCCCUGCUGCCUACAACUCCUUGACGGACCUCAACAUCACCCUCGUCAUAGAUUAGCUCCCAACAAAAUAGUGUUGCCCGAGUGUAACUCCACGCGUCACCGUGUGCCCUCAGAAAGCUGAAUGCCAGGUACCUGAAGAUGUCCCUCCCUGACCUUCAGUCUUUAGGGACAGCCAGGAGGAGCCAGGCUAUGUGAUAAGCCUCGGGGAGGCAAAGUCCCCCUCCCAGCCUUACACAGAUCACUCGUGAGAACGAGAGAGCAAGCAUGAAGCUGGCCACGGAGGUUGGGGUAGACAGCAGAGCCGGGACCUGAAAAGUGCUGAUAACCUAUCUAACCCCGGCCGCUCGGAAAGGACUUUAGUCUCUGCAGCUAUCAGAUCUCCGCAGGACCAGCUCCUAGGUAGGUUGAGAAAGGAAGGAAGGCAGGAAGAAGACAGUGCAGGGCUGCCUGCUGUCCACUCCACGCCGGCAACAUGGAGCCAAAGGGGACCCAGCUUCGGAGGAGAGACGGGCCGGAAAAGGGAGCCUGUGGAGACGGAAACACGAAGAAUCACAGAACCGCAGACUUGGUGCAAUGGACCCGGCACAUGGAGGCUGUGAAGAGCCGGUUUCUGGAGCAAGCGCAGAGACAGUUGGCAGAGCUGUUGGAUCGGGCCCUGUGGGAGGCUGAACAAGCCUACCCGCAACAGGACAGACCUCUUCCCGCCGCUGCCCCAGGGCCCACGGGCAAGACCCAGGAGUUCCCCCCUGGCAAACGGAAAGUUUUCGUCACUCGAAAGUCCCUGCUGGACGAGCUGAUGGAGGUGCAACACUUCCGAACCAUCUACCACAUGUUCGUCGCGGGCCUGUGCGUCCUCGUCAUCAGCACCCUGGCCAUCGACUUCAUCGAUGAGGGCAGGCUGGUGCUGGAGUUUGACCUCCUCAUCUUCAGCUUCGGACAGCUGCCCUUGGCGCUGAUGACCUGGGUUCCCAUGUUCCUGUCCACGCUGCUGGUGCCCUACCAGAGCCUGUGGCUGUGGGCCCGGCCGCGCGCCGGGGGCGCCUGGACGCUGGGGGCCGGGCUGGGCUGCGCUCUGCUGGCUGCCCACGCCGCGCUGCUCUGCGUCCUCCCGGUCCACGUGGCCGUGAAGUGGGAGCUGCCGCCCGCCUCGCGCUGCGUGCUGGUGUUUGAGCAGGUCAGGCUCCUGAUGAAAAGCUACUCCUUCCUGAGAGAGACGGUGCCUGGGGUGCUCUGCGUCAGAGGAAAGGGUAUCUGCGCCCCCAGCUUCUCCAGCUACCUCUACUUUCUCUUCUGCCCUACACUCAUCUACAGGGAGACAUACCCCAGGACGCCCUGCAUCCGGUGGAAUUACGUGGCCAAGAACUUUGCCCAGGCCCUGGGCUGUGUGCUCUAUGCCUGCUUCAUCCUGGGCCGACUCUGCGUGCCAGUCUUUGCCCACAUGAGCCAGGAGCCCUUCAGCACCCGCGCCCUACUGCUCUCAGUGCUGCACGCCACGGGGCCAGGCAUCUUCAUGCUGCUGCUCAUCUUCUUCGCCUUCCUGCAUUGCUGGCUCAACGCCUUCGCUGAGAUGCUGCGCUUCGGAGACAGGAUGUUCUACAGGGACUGGUGGAACUCCACCUCCUUCUCCAACUACUACCGCACCUGGAACGUGGUGGUCCACGACUGGCUCUACAGCUAUGUCUACCAGGACGGGCUGUGGCUCUUGGGCGGGCAUGCCCGCGGGGCCGCCAUGGUGGGAGUGUUCCUGGUCUCUGCAGUUGUACAUGAGUACAUUUUCUGCUUCGUCCUGGGGUUCUUCUACCCGGUCAUGCUCAUGCUGUUCCUGGUGUUCGGGGGGCUGCUGAACUUCACUAUGAAUGACCGGCACACCGGCCCAGCCUGGAACGUCCUGAUGUGGACCUUGCUCUUUCUGGGCCAGGGCAUCCAGGUCAGCCUGUACUGCCAGGAGUGGUAUGCCCGGAGACACUGCCCCUUGCCCCAGACAACAUUCUGGGGGCUGGUGACACCCCGAUCUUGGUCCUGCCAUCCCUAGAAGUCAAGGUCCCGUACUGCCCAGAGGACGGCAGCAAGCUCUUCUCUACCUGCAAAGCCCAGGGCCAGGGCCUCUCACUGCCCCAUUUGGAGUCAGGACCUGCCAGGGGCGUAGGGACUGAGGUCCACACCUCAGUGGGCAUCAGACCACAGGCUCAGUGUGGUGUGACUGUGGACCGGCCACAGGUCACCUUCCGAGCCACAGAUCUCCAGACGUGAGGAGACUCAGAGGAACAAGGGCCACCAAAGUUUAACUUGUGUUUGGUUCUUUCUACUCCUCACAGUGCAACAAUAAAAUCUUUGUCUUCUUUUCA
Meriones unguiculatus (Mongolian gerbil) is the source of this 2563-nucleotide messenger RNA. RefSeq names its product sterol O-acyltransferase 2 (gene Soat2). The coding region runs from base 691 to 2250 and encodes 519 amino acids. Gene Ontology annotation, cellular component: endoplasmic reticulum membrane. The transcript is spliced from 15 exons. Gene Ontology annotation, biological process: cholesterol efflux; cholesterol metabolic process. NCBI's taxonomy places the organism in Eukaryota, Metazoa, Chordata, Mammalia, Rodentia, Muridae. The record is from RefSeq and is a predicted model, not a curated record. Gene Ontology annotation, molecular function: fatty-acyl-CoA binding; cholesterol binding; cholesterol O-acyltransferase activity.